Messenger RNA from Sapajus apella (tufted capuchin), 1126 nucleotides. It is a transcript of the gene TOMM22, whose product is annotated as translocase of outer mitochondrial membrane 22. Gene Ontology annotation, biological process: intracellular protein transport. NCBI's taxonomy places the organism in Eukaryota, Metazoa, Chordata, Mammalia, Primates, Cebidae. The coding region runs from base 49 to 477 and encodes 142 amino acids. The transcript is spliced from 4 exons. The record is from RefSeq and is a predicted model, not a curated record. Gene Ontology annotation, cellular component: mitochondrial outer membrane.
UCGGCUGCGCUCGCCUCCUCCUUUCCGCUUCCGGUGUACCCUACAGCCAUGGCUGCUGCCGUCGCUGCUGCCGGUGCAGGAGAACCUCAGUCCCCGGACGAAUUGCUCCCGAAAGGCGACGCAGAGAAGACUGAGGAGGAGCUGGAGGAGGACGACGACGACGAGCUAGAUGAGACCCUGUCGGAGAGACUAUGGGGCCUGACAGAGAUGUUUCCGGAGAGGGUACGGUCCGCGGCGGGAGCCACUUUUGAUCUCUCCCUCUUUGUGGCUCAAAAAAUGUACAGGUUUUCCAGGGCAGCCUUGUGGAUUGGGACCACUUCCUUUAUGAUCCUCGUUCUUCCCGUUGUCUUUGAAACUGAGAAGUUGCAAAUGGAGCAACAGCAGCAACUGCAGCAGCGGCAGAUACUUCUAGGGCCUAACACAGGGCUCUCAGGAGGAAUGCCAGGGGCUCUACCUUCACUUCCUGGAAAGAUCUAAAUUGUUACUGCUCUUUGAGCUGUCUUGGUGGGAGAAAUUUGAAAUUCAGUAGUGUUUGAACUGCUGAUUAUUUGAAUUUUUUUUUUUAACUUUGGCACAUUGAUCUAUCUAAACCUGGGGGAGAGAAUUCUCCCCACAUUGUCUCAUGGAAAGACUCAACUUGCAACUGUGCCCUCCAUGCUUUCCUGACUUGCUUCUGUCUUCACUCUGAUAUCAGAGUGCAGCCACGCAGAUGGUUAUUCCAGCUCUGGCCACCCCACUCCUUUCACCAAAUUGCUCCUAACUGGAAGAUCUCACUUUCCCCUUGUGGGGUAGGAACCGAUGCCAGUGGGAGGGAUGUGCCCCUGACUAUUAAUGACUGCUUUUUUUUUUUUUUUUUUUAAGAAUAGAGCUAUUGGGGAGGGACAUGCACACAAUGCGAAACAGACAAAAUGCAUUACACCUGUAGUGUAAAGUGGCCACUAUGAAUUCCUAUGUAUAAGAGGAGGGAGGCUGCAGCUUCAGCCACAGAAUGGGGACUAUGGAAGACAGGGCAGGGGCUAAUUUUCUCUGCGUAUUUUGGCUGUUAGACCUGGGUGUGUGGGUUUAAAACACCAGAAGUUAGUGCUCACUUUUUGUAUUUAAAUAUUAAAAAUGAUUCCAACUGAAA